CAGACAACUCACCAUGGAGUUUGCACUUGGCUGGGUUUUCCUUGUUGCUCUUUUAAAAGGUGUCCAGAGUGAGGUGCAGCUGGUGGAGUCUGGGGGAGACCUGGUGAAGCCUGGGGGGUCCCUGAGACUCUCCUGUGCAGCCUCUGGAUUCACCUUCAGUAGUUCCAGCAUGAACUGGGUCCGCCAGGCCCCAGGGAAGGGGCUGCAGUGGGUCGCAUAUAUUAGCUAUGAUGGAAGUAGCACAUACUAUGCAGACUCUGUGAAGGGCCGAUUCACCAUCUCCAGAGACAACGGCAAGAACACACUGUAUCUGCAGAUGAACAGCCUGAGAGCCGAGGACACAGCCGUGUAUUACUGUGCCAGUGACACAGUGAGGAGAGGUCAUUGUGAGCUCAGACACAAACCUCCCUCAUGUCAUAUUUAUUUUCUUACUUCUUGCAACUCCAAUCCGAGGAAUGACUUUAUUGACAUACAGAAACAUGCAAACAAUCCCAAGCCCAAUCGUCAGCUUAAGAAUGGACAUAUUGUGCUCAAUGCCAUUUUGGAAACCUGCCCAUCAUUAACAACUAUGAUUUGUGCUACAAACAGAAACACAGUGGUAAACUCGAGAACAAGCAAAAUCAUCCUGUCCCCAUUACAGGAGGAGUUCCACAUUACUCAUGAUCUUGCCCACUCUGUUCUGCAGGUGGUUCAGGGGAGAAAUAUGUCUUGUGCAGAUGAGCACAGAACAGAUACUGGGGUCACUCUCACCCCAUAUAUGCUCUUGGACACCUUAUAA
Messenger RNA from Odobenus rosmarus divergens (Pacific walrus), 778 nucleotides. RefSeq lists its product as uncharacterized. Lineage: Eukaryota; Metazoa; Chordata; Mammalia; Carnivora; Odobenidae. The transcript has 4 exons. Bases 14 to 778 code for a protein of 254 amino acids. The record is from RefSeq and is a predicted model, not a curated record.